CCCUUUGCCCUUUUUGCUUUAACUCGAUCGAUCAAAAAUGGAUGACGAUUUAGCAAGUUUUUUACCACAGUCGUUUGGCAAAGGCAAGUCUUCCAAACCUACCAAAAAGACCGCUGCGGCAGACAACGACGAAUGGGACGCACUACGUGAAUUCUUGCCAAUGUCAUUUGGCAAAAAGGAAAAAAAGAAGGAUACUACUUCCUUCUUUGACAAGACAAAACGAGAGGAUACAACCGAACUUAAACGACAACGAGUCGAAGCUAGUAGCGAAAUAUCAUCAGAACCAGCCAAAUCCACAACCAAAACCAAAAAGGUAGACGACGAUGGCGAUGACGACGACGACAACAACGACAACGCAAAUGAGGACGAUGCAGUAGCAGAUAGCAAUAUUUUACCGAUCACACAUGAAGUCAAACUCAAAGACCAUACACGUACUGUAUCAGCAUUAACACUGGACCCAGCUGGCGCUCGACUCGUUACGGGUGGAUACGAUUAUGAUGUCAAGUUUUGGGAUUUUGCAGGCAUGGAUCGGUCUUUCCGACCAUUUCGCAGCAUUGAGCCUUGUGGUGGCCAUCAGAUCCACGAGUUACAAUAUUCAUUGACAGGCGACCGGGUCUUGAUUAUAUCCGGCAGCGCUCGUGCAAAGCUGUACAGUCGUGACGGUAACGAAGUAUGUGAAUAUGUUAAAGGCGACCCUUAUAUCCGAGAUAUGCGCCAUACAGACGGCCAUAUUGCAGCAUUGACGAACGGUUGCUGGCAUCCAACAGAUCAACAGACAUUUGCUACGUCAUCCCAGGAUGGAUCUUUACGUCUUUGGGAUGUGGAGCAAAAACGGAAACAGAAGUCUGUGAUUGUGUACAAAUCACGAGAGCGUGGUGGUCGGUCGCCUGCUACAGCAAUAACAUAUAGUCCCGAUGCAAAACUGAUCGCAGGCGCGUUCCAAGACGGCAGUAUCAAUUUGUGGGGUGCCAAUGGUCCGUUUUUAAGGCCAUCCCACGCAAUCACUGAUGCACAUCAAAAGUAUACAGAAACGUCGUGUCUCUUGUUUUCCAAAGAUAACCAUACCAUGGUGAGCCGAGGUGGCGAUGAUUCUGUUAAAGUGUGGGACAUUCGAAACCUGAAAAAUCCUGUGCGAACGGCGUACAAUUUGGAUACAGUCAACCCUGAAGCGAACGUUAUAUUUAGUCCAGAUGAACGAUUAAUCUUGACGGGUACAUCCGUUCCCAAGGGCAAAGGUUACGGUAAACUAGUAAUGUUAGAUAGAGAAACAUUAGAAGUCCAAAGAACAAUGAGUAUUACUCAAUCUAGCGUCGUUCGGGUACUAUGGCACCCUCGUAUCAAUCAGAUCAUUACUGGUAGCGCAGACGGGUCUGUAGGCGUCUUUUACAGUCCAACCCAUUCGACACGUGGUGCCAAACUGUGCGUUGUUCGCGAGGAAAAAAGACGUGCUGUUGAUGACUAUGAAAUCGACCGGCCCAUUAUCACACCUCAUGCUUUACCGAUGUUCAAAGAUGAUCAACCAAGAAGCUCAAAGCGAAAGAGAGAAAAGCUUCGAAAAGAUCCCGUCGUUUCCCAUCGACCAGAUAUGCCAGUCAAAGGUCCCGGAAAAGGUGGCCGUGUCGGUACAAACGAGCAACAAUCGGUUAUUGCCGGCUUUGGAAAGGAUACUACGCGAGACGAGGAUCCUCGUGAAGCAUUGUUGAAAUACGCUAAGCAGGCCGAAGAGGAACCCAUGUGGAUCAGCAACAUGUAUAAAAAGACACAACCAAAGCCGAUCUUUAAAGAAGAUCAAGAAGAGGACGAAGGCGAGGGCAGCAACAAAAAGGAUAAAUAAACAUGAUUGUUGUUUCCACCUAAUUUGGAUUAACGC
Messenger RNA from Zychaea mexicana, 1870 nucleotides. Its product is annotated as WD40-repeat-containing domain protein. Gene Ontology annotation, molecular function: protein binding. Lineage: Eukaryota; Fungi; Mucoromycota; Mucoromycetes; Mucorales; Lichtheimiaceae. Bases 38 to 1834 code for a protein of 598 amino acids. Gene Ontology annotation, cellular component: site of double-strand break; nucleus. Gene Ontology annotation, biological process: regulation of DNA double-strand break processing. The transcript has 9 exons. The record is from RefSeq and is a predicted model, not a curated record.